AUGGAUGAACACUAUGAAGACGUUGAGAUCAAGACGGGAGAGGAAGAGGAGUCAGCAAUGGAGGCUGCUGAGAUGAAGGAAAUGGGAGACACGGCUAAUGAGACGGCAGCGGUGAAGCAGGAAGUGGAAAGGAGUGUCAACAUCGAAACAACAACGAUCAUGCUUGAAGACGAAGAUGUGAAAGGUGAUGGUGAUGGAGCUGCACAAGAAGGACUUGUGGUGAAGGACAUGAAGGCAUUUGCAUCUGCAAAGGAGCAAGAGUCUAAGGAGGAGGCACGAGUCGAAGACCACGGGAUUCAGGAAGUUAUUGGUGUUAAGAAGUCAAGGCGGAGUGCGAGGCUGAAGAAAACGGUUCAAGGUUUGGAUGUCAAGGCGCUUAACUUCAAGCCGCGUAAGCAGCGGUUCAAAGUGCUGGAGCUGCGGGGGAGUACGAAGUCGAGUUAG
Messenger RNA from Closterium sp. Yama58-4, 444 nucleotides. The record is from the annotation of a GenBank genome assembly. Lineage: Eukaryota; Viridiplantae; Streptophyta; Zygnematophyceae; Desmidiales; Closteriaceae.